CACAUCGUCUCAGAAAUAGCAGUGGAAAUCGUCGCAAUUAACCAACAGCUCAACAUCCACCCAUUCAGUUGGCACCCUGUUGCAAAACGGAAUUUAAACAAAGUACUGUUACAUCACUUUUUUUCUUAUAAAAAAAUAAAAGCAAUUCAAAAUGCUGCCUCCAAGUGAGGGUGCUGGUGAAGCCAGGAUAGAACCCUCAGAACCUAUUCCAACACAAACAGUCAACAGUUUGUCAAAAGAUGAAAUAGAUGGAAAAAAAUCUGUCACCUACCUGGUUGAUGACAGGAGGCAAAAUCUGAGGCUGAGAAGAACGAAAUCUGUAGCCAGAGCAGAAGAAAUCACCAAAGAAGCUGAAAAAGUCAGGAAAUCACAACCAGAUAAACCAUGUCACAAGCCUAGGGAUUCAUUGUUUUCAUGGUCUUCAGAGUUUCGUGACUUCACAGGACUUGUCAACUGGGGUUUCUUACUGCUGUUUAUGGGAGGACUCAGACUUUCUCUGGAAAAUUUGCUCAAAUAUGGAAUCCGUAUUGAUCCCAUUCAAUGGAUAAUAGUACUUAACGGCGGCACGGCUGAGUUCAGUAUUGAGAAUCCAUCUGUUUAUCUUUUUAUUUACAUCAAUGUUCACAUACUGUUUACUCUCUGGGUUGAGAAGCUUUUGGCUAAGGAACGAAUAAGAUGGAAUCAGGCGUUGCUGCUUCAUAUCUGUAAUUUGUCGUUGAUCAUAAUGAUUCCAGUAAUUUCUAGUUGGACGCUAAAAAACAAAUUUGGUCUUGUGGGACUCACAUUGCUUUGCACUGUUUACACAAUCACAUUCCUGAAAUUGUGGUCUUACAUCCACGUCAACUAUUGGUGCCGUCUCGUUCGGAGUAAAAGUCAACAGCAGCGACGCCGAGCAUUCUCCGUUGUUCAGCCACAUCCUUCUGAUGUAGACAACGGCAAAUCUAUGAACGAAGUAGUAUCCUAUCCAAAUAAUCUGACUGUCCAUGACUUGUAUUUUUUUAUGGCAAUCCCCACGCUGUGCUACGAACUCAAUUUUCCACGUACUUCCCGUAUCCGCAAGCGGUUUUUGAUCAAACGAGUCAUCGAAGUAUUAGUGGGAAUGCAAGUUGUUCUGGGUCUUUUCCAGCAAUGGAUAAUUCCCAGCGUUAAAAACUCGCUCGAAACAUUCUCGAAAAUGGAACCUGUACCUGCCACCGAAAGAUUAUUGAAAUUAGCGAUUCCCAAUCACUUACUAUGGCUCAUCUGGUUCUAUCUUUGCUUCCAUUCCUAUUUUAACAUGUUGGGCGAGGUUCUUAAAUUCGCCGAUCGCGAUUUUUAUGGUGACUGGUGGAACGCGACUAAUAUCGAUGUUUUUUGGCGCUCUUGGAACAUGCCAAUUCACCGGUGGGCCGUUAGGCACUUGUACAUGCCACUGAUCGAAAGAGGCUAUGGUAAAACUGUCGGUUCCGUGUCCGUCUUCCUGCUCAGCGCGUUUUUUCACGAGUACUUGGUCAGUGUCCCAUUACGAAUGUUUAAUUUGUGGGCGUUCUCUGGCAUGAUGCUGCAGAUACCAUUGUCUGCCGUGUCUCACUUUGUCGAGAAAAAAGCUGGGCCGCGAUUAGGUAAUGUUUUGGUGUGGAUGUCGCUCAUACUCGGUCAACCUCUUUGCAUCAUGAUGUACUACCAUGACUAUGUAAUUACUCAUUUUGGUAAAGACUUGAUGGAACAGUUCAGCAAAAUGCGAUAGAAUUCACAUUGUCUAAAGUGCCACGGUGGGGUUUUUUCAACCAAUUACUUUCCUGUUAACUAUGCUGGUCUAAAAACGUUCCUCAUGAAAAUAAUGGUGAAAUUAGUCUCGAGUCUAUUUAGUUCUGAAAUAUUGUCAUUCCGCACACACGAGUUCUUUUUUAUACUCCUUUUUUGUUACAUGAAAUAGUACUCAACUACUUUGUGAUCUGCCUGGGAUUCCUAUUCUAGUUACUUAUACCCCUUGUUGUCCAAUGAAUAAUAAACCAUGGAUUAUUAGCAAAA
This is a messenger RNA of Daphnia pulex (common water flea), 2010 nucleotides long. It is a transcript of the gene mdy, whose product is annotated as diacylglycerol O-acyltransferase 1-like. Gene Ontology annotation, molecular function: diacylglycerol O-acyltransferase activity. Lineage: Eukaryota; Metazoa; Arthropoda; Branchiopoda; Diplostraca; Daphniidae. The transcript is spliced from 12 exons. Gene Ontology annotation, biological process: triglyceride biosynthetic process. Gene Ontology annotation, cellular component: endoplasmic reticulum membrane. The record is from RefSeq and is a predicted model, not a curated record. The coding region runs from base 152 to 1726 and encodes 524 amino acids.